Messenger RNA from Nematostella vectensis (starlet sea anemone), 936 nucleotides. RefSeq names its product fucolectin. The record is from RefSeq and is a predicted model, not a curated record. NCBI's taxonomy places the organism in Eukaryota, Metazoa, Cnidaria, Anthozoa, Actiniaria, Edwardsiidae. Bases 100 to 885 code for a protein of 261 amino acids. The transcript has 6 exons.
UUAUAAUUAAUUUGAUACAUCUACGUGUGAUUGCUACAGUCAAUGGCCAAAACUGUGUGACUUUCUUACCAAACGUACGAGAGCUGUGCACAUUCAGAAAUGACGGCUAUUCUGAGGGUUUUUUUGGUGACCCUUCUUUUCCUGGUACUUGACGCUACGAACGUGUCUGCCAACAAUCGCUCUACCACUUUUUCGUUCAGAAAAUUUGUUGUUCGAAACACAAAGGUCUUGUUAAGAGGAAAUGCAGAAUUGACCAAACAACUUCGGAGCGUGAACAGAAAAGCAAGCAGUAACGGACGAGGAGUUACAGAAUUGUCCAAACAACUUCGUACAAUAAAGACAAAAACAAAAAGCAACGGACAAGGACUGACCAACGUUCUUUCGCUUCUGAAUACCAUGAAGAAAGACCUCGCCUUUGUCAAGACAAGGGUCACUCCCUGCAGUAAAGGUGUGAGCUCUACGAAUGUGGCGCUUCACAAGCCAGCGUCUCAGUCAAGCAUCAGUUGGUAUGGUAGUGCAGGACGCGCAGUUGACGGGAGUAGAAACGGAAAAUAUUUUGAUGGUUCCUGCUCGCAUACUAAUGUCCAGUUCAAUCCAUGGUGGAGGGUAGACCUUCGGAGAAGCUUUCUUGUUCGACGCGUGUUCGUUAUGAACAGACAAGACUGCUGUGGUAACGCAUUAAACAAUUUCGAAGUUCGCGUGGGAGACAGCACCUACAGUAUGAGUGACCCGACUUGUGGUACAAGCUACUCCAUCCCCCAAGGUCAGGGUCUGACCAUCACGUGUCGCCCUCCCCUUCGGGGAAGAUACGUCACUAUCAUGCUGCACGGUCAGGACAGAGUCCUCACCCUUUGUGAAGUGGAGGUCUAUCCGUGCGUUGAGUGAUUGACCUAAAAAUGCACCAGGAAGAAAUGCAAUAAAAGCAUAUAAAACAUA